AUGCGUGCAGCGUGUAUGUGGAAUAAUGUACAGCUUGGAAAGUACGUCAAUAUCUCAUUCCACAAAGCAUUUUUAGAAGAUAUCAACGAAUCAAACACAUUCGUCCAUUUCAAAGAGUGUUCCAUCAUCCCCAUUAUGUUGAUUGGAUGGUGUGGUACUAGUCCUUCCGGGUUGGUGACUGUGGGGGCGAUGCGAUUGGCCGUUGCUACUGACGGUAUUAUUAUUGGCAGAUGCCGCAAAUGGACCCUCCAAUGGGGAUACUUCACUUUCCGAAUAUCGUUUGGUACGAUGGAAGAUUCUGGUUAAACCGUGUUGGUGAUUUGUGAAAGGUGAUAAAAGCUGAGCUCCAGGUAAGGAAUUCGCCAUUUCAGAAGGAAGGGAAUGUCGUUUGUUACUACCACCACCACUCCUAGUUGGAUGCCGACCUUUGACUUGGGAAGUGGUCUUGGAAAAAGCAUCUUCGGGCGUUUCAGCAUAAGAUGCAGAGGGUGGAGGGGUGUGAGCAUCAAUCACGAUUGCUUGGAGAAGAUCCGCUGCUGUUAUUACACCAAUCGCCUUUCCUAAGGCACCCUGACCAUUCCAACUAGCACCAGAACCUGGUUUAUCGAAUACUACCAGGCAGGGGGCCUUCUGUCGAAACAUUCUAUCCAGUACUGCAACAAGGCACUCGGAGGUGAAACAAAUCGCUUGAUUAGUGAAUCCAGAAGGCCUGGGUCGAACUGACAAGAUUGUGCCAAUUGACGCGUUUAAUGCAACGUCUAAGGGGCCAGCGAAAAUCGCUCCAAGAAUAUCGUGUUUGGUGAGCAUUCCCUGAAAGCCAGUUCCAUUUUCUGUAGCAACCGGGAGACAAGAAAGACCGGCUUCAUUCCAUGCUCUCGUGAUGAUAUGUAG
Molecule: messenger RNA, 891 nt
Organism: Rodentolepis nana
Lineage: Eukaryota; Metazoa; Platyhelminthes; Cestoda; Cyclophyllidea; Hymenolepididae
Source: the annotation of a GenBank genome assembly